Messenger RNA from Aphidius gifuensis, 2061 nucleotides. RefSeq names its product prolyl 3-hydroxylase OGFOD1 (gene sud1). Gene Ontology annotation, biological process: peptidyl-proline hydroxylation; regulation of translational termination. Bases 124 to 1995 code for a protein of 623 amino acids. NCBI's taxonomy places the organism in Eukaryota, Metazoa, Arthropoda, Insecta, Hymenoptera, Braconidae. Gene Ontology annotation, cellular component: cytoplasm. The transcript has a single exon. Gene Ontology annotation, molecular function: L-ascorbic acid binding; peptidyl-proline dioxygenase activity; iron ion binding. The record is from RefSeq and is a predicted model, not a curated record.
AAGACUGAUAAAUACUACAUCAAGGUAAAAUUAAAUAGCUAAAAAUUCUAAAUAAUUAUUAUUUUGUUGAUAUAAAUUUUAUUGUAAAUAAAAAAAAAAAAAAAAAGUGAAAACAAGUGAAAUAUGAAUAGAAGCAUGGUUGGCGGUGAGCCCAGAACCAAAAAAUUUAAACGAUCAGUAUUAUCUGAUCAUAUUUAUAGUAAUGAUUAUCAAGAUUUAUUAAAAAAAAAUUGGAUUAAUUCAACAAGUAUUCAAUCUAAUGAUUUAGAAUUAAUAGCCGAGCCAUUUCGUGUUUGUAAAAUAUCAAAUUUUAUAAAAAGUCAAGAUUUUAUGGAAGAAUUAAAAAAUGAAUUAUCUGAUAUUAAAAGUAGAAGAAAAAGUAUUGAUUUAUAUCAAUUUGAACAAACAUGUGAUUUAGCAACAAUUGAUACUGAAAAUAUUGAACAAUUACGUCAAACUUUAUUAUAUGAUUUUAAAGUAUGGCUUGAAAAUAAUACAAAUAUAACAUUAAAUUCAACAUUAUCAAUGUCAAGUUCAUGCUAUUCUGAUACUGAUUAUUUAUUAUGUCAUGAUGAUAAUUUAGUAGAUCGUAAAAUUGCAUUUGUAUUAUAUUUAUCACAAAAUUGGUCAAUUGAAGAUGGUGGUACAUUAGAUUUAUUUGAUACUGAUGAAUUUGGUAUGCCAAGAAAUGUUGUUAAAUCAAUAUUACCAGAAUAUAAUUCACUUGUAUUUUUUGAAGUUACUGAUAAUUCAUAUCAUCAAGUUGCUGAAGUAACAUCAUCAGAAAAAUCAAGAUGGUCAAUUAAUGGAUGGUUUCAUGGUUCAAUUAGAUUAAGUAAUAGAUUACCAAGACCAGAUCUUAGUUUACCAACAUUUGAACCAUGUAAAAGUAAUGAAGAAUUAAAUUCUUGGAUUAUGGAAACAUAUCUUUGUUCUGGUAUUAUGAGUGGUAUACGUGAAAGUAUGGAAAAACAAUCAUAUAAUUUUCUUGCACAUUUUUUACAAGCUAAAGUUUAUGAACAAAUAUGUAAAGAUUUAUUAUCUGAUGAUAUUAUAUGGAAUAAAGUUGGUCCAGCUGAUGUUAGAAAUUAUGAAGUUGCUGAUGAUAAAACAUUACCAAAUACAUUAAAAAAAUUUUAUCAUUUAUUUAAAUCAUAUGAAUUUUUUAAAUUAUUAAAAAAUUAUACUGAACUUGAUUUAGUACCUGAUGGUAAAAAUAUGAAACCAAAAAUGACUAUUGAAUUACAAAGAUGGUCACAUGGUAAUUAUACAUUAAUAGCUGAUAAAAAUAAUGAUGAUGAUGAUGCUAAUGGAAUAAUUGGUGAUAUUGAUAUUGAUGAUUAUAAUGAUGAUGACGAUGAUGAUGGUGGUGAUGAUGAUGAUGCAGUUGCUUCUGUUGCUGUUUCUACUUCUGAUGUUGUUGAUGCCAACGAUAAUAAUGAUAAUAAUGGUGAAAAAAUGAAAAUGUUAUUAUUACGUGAACGUAAUGAUUCAACAAGUAGUAAUGAAAAAAUUGAAGAUGAACAAAUUCAUAUUAUGAUUAAAAAUAAAAAAAGAAAGAAAAAACAAGAUGAACAAGCAUCAUGUUCAAAUAUUGAAAUACAAAAAAAUAAUAAUAAAAGAUCACCACCACUUAAUCCAGAUUCUGAAGAUUCUGAAGUAUCUGAUAUUGGUGAUUAUUUAUCAGGUGAUUCAGAUCAAGAAGAUGAUACAAUUCAAGAUGAUAAUUAUGAUGUUAAUAAUGAUAUUGAAUCACAACCAGAACCUGGUACUCUUGAUGUUAUUAUGCAAUUUUAUACUGGUCGUUUAACUGAAGAAGAAACAAUUGAUUAUGUUGAUCCAAAAGAACCAGAUGGUGCACUUAUUCAUAUACCACCAGAAGAUAAUCAUUUGUGUCUUGUUUAUAAAACAAAUAGUACAACAAGACUUCAAAAAUAUAUCAGUCACUAUUGUGAAGGAUAUUUUUACAAUCUUAUUUGCACUUAUUAUGAAUAAAUUGUUUAUUUUUUGUUUAUUAUUAUUUUCUAUUAUUAUUAUUUUUUUUUCUUUUUUAUAUAUAUU